GGGCGGGGCGGGGCCGACGACCCGGCCCCCGGAGCCGGCGCGGGCGGGCUGCUGAGGUGGCUGUUGCCGGCUCGGAGCUGCGGCUUCCCGGGUCGAGCCCCCGAUGGAGGCCGAGGCCGCGGACGCCCCCCCGGGCAGGGUCGAGGCGGCGCUCAGCUGCUUCUCUUUCAACCAAGACUGCACAUCCCUAGCAAUUGGAACCAAAGCUGGUUAUAAGCUGUUUUCUUUGAGUUCUGUGGAGCAACUGGACCAAGUCCAUGGAAGCAAUGAAAUCCCGGACGUCUACAUCGUGGAGCGCCUCUUCUCCAGCAGCCUGGUGGUGGUGGUCAGUCACACCAAGCCGAGGCAAAUGAACGUGUACCACUUCAAGAAAGGCACAGAGAUCUGCAAUUACAGCUACUCCAGCAACAUCUUGUCCAUAAGGCUGAACCGGCAAAGGCUGCUAGUUUGCCUGGAGGAGUCCAUUUACAUUCACAACAUUAAAGAUAUGAAGCUGUUGAAGACCCUCCUGGAUAUUCCUGCAAACCCAACAGGUCUAUGCGCCCUCUCUAUCAACCAUUCCAAUUCUUACUUGGCCUAUCCUGGAAGCCUGACUACAGGCGAGAUUGUGCUUUAUGAUGGAAACUCCCUGAAAACAGUCUGCACUAUUGCUGCCCACGAAGGGACCCUGGCUGCCAUCACCUUCAAUGCCUCGGGCUCCAAACUGGCGAGCGCGUCUGCAAAAGGCACCGUCAUCCGGGUGUUCUCCGUACCUGACGGGCAAAAGCUCUACGAGUUCCGGAGAGGGAUGAAAAGGUAUGUGACAAUCAGCUCUCUCGUGUUCAGCAUGGACUCACAGUUCCUCUGCGCCUCGAGUAACACCGAGACCGUGCACAUCUUCAAGCUGGAGCAGCUCACCAGCAGUCGGCCAGAAGAGCCUUCGACCUGGAGUGGCUACAUGGGAAAGAUGUUCAUGGCUGCCACCAACUACCUCCCGGCCCAAGUGUCAGACAUGAUGAAUCAGGACAGGGCCUUUGCCACCGGACGCUUGAACUUCUCUGGGCAGAGGAACAUCUGCACCCUCUCUACGAUCCAGAAAUUGCCGAGGCUGCUAGUCGCAUCUUCUGAUGGACACCUCUACAUCUACAAUUUGGACCCUCAGGAUGGCGGAGAGUGUGUCUUAAUCAAGACCCACAGCUUGCUUGGCUCAGCAGCAACAGAAGAGAAUAAAGAAAAUGACCUCAGACCUCCGAUACCUCAGUCUUAUGCAGCAACUGUAGCCAGACCAAGCGCCUCUUCUGCCUCCACGGUGCCAGGUUAUUCCGAGGACGGCGGGGCGCUGCGAGGAGAGGUUAUUCCUGAGCAUGAGUUUGCGACGGGACCAGUGUGUCUUGAUGAUGAGAAUGAAUUCCCCCCUAUAAUCUUGUGCCGUGGAAGUCAGAAGGGCAAAUCGAAGCAGACAUGAUGAGAAGCACACCUCAGAAAUCAGGACAUCCCCUAUCAGGUGGUUUUGGAGAAAACAAGGAAGGUGGAAGAAUGGAGUGCAAUUGUGUAAGCAAAAGGGAGGGGGGCAGGAGUCCUGGGUGCUGUGCUGCUUAAACCACAGGACGUGGCUAACUCCUCACCAUGCCCCCUCGGCCCCGAUCGCCAGUGGGCACGGGAGACAUUGUGUACACGUUAUGCUAUUUAAAAUCUGUUCAAACCAUAGUGUAAAUGCUAACUAACCAUAUUGGUAUAUAACCGGAAUUUUAUAUUGAAAAGGGCCAUCCUUUUUAAAUAUAUGCUGUGUAAAAAUGUACUUUAUAGGAAAAUCUCUUUGAGUUGUAUUUGUUGUACAUUACAUAUAUAGAGAAAGGGACUAUUUUAGCCAGGCAAAGUAUUUUUUGCAGUGAUUGGAAUAAAUCAUGUAUUACUUUUGAGUCCCAUUUAAGGACACUAAUAAUAAAAUCAUGGCAAUGCA
Molecule: messenger RNA, 1939 nt
Organism: Microcebus murinus (gray mouse lemur)
Lineage: Eukaryota; Metazoa; Chordata; Mammalia; Primates; Cheirogaleidae
Gene: WIPI1
Product: WD repeat domain, phosphoinositide interacting 1
Molecular function (GO): protein binding
Source: RefSeq, a predicted model, not a curated record